GAUUAGUUUUCUUUACCGGACAAGUCGAGUUGAAUACGCUUUCAAUAUGAAGUUCGUAAUAUGUUUAUUUGCUCUUGUAGCAUGUGUUUAUGCUUCUGGCCAGUGGCAAGAAAUCUCAAAGAACGAUGUUGGGGCAAUUAACGCAGCAAACUUCGCAGCUAAAUCAAUUUCAAUGCGUACCAAUUCACCCUAUCAUUCCAAAUUAGUUCAUGUUCAUAAAGUGGAGAGGCAGAUAGUUGCUGGAGUUAAUUAUAAACUUAAGGUAACCCUUGGAUAUACAUCUUGUAAAAAAUCUGAAGUAGAAUAUGACAACAUUGACAAAUGUGACAUUCAAGAGAACUCCUACAAAAAGUGUGAAAUUAAAGUUUAUCGAAACUUGAAGGGUGAACAUCAAGUAUUACAUUUUGAAUGUGUUCCUGAUAAGAAAAAAAGUCCAUCACAUGUUAAAAAUGCUCAUCAUGAUUAUGCUGAGGAAUUGCUCUUUCAGGAUUUUAUUGCAAGACAUAACAAAGCAUAUAAAGAUGAUGCUGAGAAACAAAGGAGAUUUAAAAUUUUUCAGACAAAUUUGAAAAAGAUUAAAUUUUUGAAUGAUCAUGAGCGAGGAACUGCAAGAUAUGGAAUUACAAAGUUUGCAGAUUGGACAGAUACUGAGUUUAAAAAGCAUGCAUUAGGUUUUCGACCAGAUCUUCUGAAACCUGAAAAUGUUGGCAAAACUGCUGAAAUUCCUCAAAUUUCAAUUCCGGAUUCAUUUGAUUGGCGAGAUAAAAAUGUUGUCAGUGAAGUGAAAGAUCAAGGUCAGUGUGGAUCAUGCUGGGCAUUUUCUACUACAGGAAAUAUUGAAGGACAGUGGGCAAUAAAGGAAAAGGCAUUGAUUUCACUUUCAGAACAAGAGCUAGUUGACUGUGAUAAAAUAGAUGAAGGAUGUAAUGGUGGGUUGCCGAGUAAUGCAUAUAAAGAAAUUAUGAGACUUGGAGGUCUGGAAAGAGAAAAAGAUUAUCCAUAUGAAGGAGAAAAUGAUAAAUGUGAAUUCGUGAAAUCAAAAGCAAAAGUGUACAUAAAUGGAUCUGUUACGAUAUCACAAAAUGAAACAGAGAUGGCUCAAUGGCUAGUGAAAAAUGGUCCUAUUUCCAUUGGUAUUAAUGCAAAUGCAAUGCAGUUUUAUUAUGGUGGUAUUUCACAUCCAUGGAAAUUCUUAUGUGAUCCUUCUAAUUUGGACCAUGGAGUAUUAAUUGUUGGUUAUGGUGUUCACACAUAUCCAAUUUUCAAGAAAACACUGCCAUUCUGGAUAAUAAAAAACAGUUGGGGUGCUUCGUGGGGAGAACAGGGUUAUUACAGAGUUUAUCGUGGUGAUGGAACAUGUGGCCUAAAUAUGAUGGCAACUUCUGCUGUUGUUGAUUAGCAUGAUUGUGAAGACCAAUGAGCUGCUAUUAAUUGUAGAACUAUUCUUUGUAUAGCCUUUGUGAUUUUUAAUAAUGACAUCAGUGGAUUUUAUAGGAAAAUUUAUAUUAUUUUUUACAUGCUCAAUACUAUACAUAGAGAUUAUUUUUUAUUUUUCUUUAAAUGAACUAAUGUUUUAUAUGAAAAAAUAAUCCCUUUGAAUAAUUUUUUAAAUGUAUGCCUUACCUGUUAGAUAAUUAAAAAGCUUAAGAUUAA
This is a messenger RNA of Stegodyphus dumicola, 1653 nucleotides long. RefSeq names its product cathepsin L-like. Gene Ontology annotation, biological process: proteolysis. The record is from RefSeq and is a predicted model, not a curated record. Gene Ontology annotation, molecular function: cysteine-type endopeptidase inhibitor activity; cysteine-type peptidase activity. Lineage: Eukaryota; Metazoa; Arthropoda; Arachnida; Araneae; Eresidae.